UCUGGCCCUCACCUCCGGCCUGGCUGCUGCAAAGCCGGCUGUCCGCAGCCUUGGGCUGCCCACUGCUCUGCUCCUUGGAUGGAGUGCUCCGAGGAGCUGGAGAGCAGGCUCCUGACCCAGCCUUGGGCUUCUGUUUGCUUUGACGAGUCCACUUUUAUUGCCAAAGCUUGCUUUGGGGAUACAGGUUACAUGCUGCUGAUCUCCGACCUCAGUGGUGUCUGGUAUGAGAGUGCUGACGCGGAGGCUGUGGGGCAAAGGUCCAAGGAGCUGAACAAGCGGCUGACGGCCCACGUCUCCUCGGUCUUGCAGCGCCUGCACGGCCUCCUGAGCCCCGCGCUGGCAGGGCAGCCGCACGCCGCCACCUCCUUCUCCUGCCAGCGCCCGGCCGGCGGGCUCAGCCUGCGCGUGAGGAGCGAGCUUUCGGGGCUGCCCUUCUACUGGGACUUCCGCUGCCUCCCCGCUCCCGUGGCGACGGUGUGCCGUCACCUUGUGCGUCCCCUGAUAGGGAUGAGCCUGGCUUUGCAGCACCAGGUGCAAGAGCUGACCUCCCUGCUGCUCCGAAAGGAUGCUGAGAUUGAAGACUACAGGGAGAGCGGGGCCACUCUGAGCAGAGAUCGCCUGAGAACAGAGCCCUUCCAGGAGGAGACAUUUCUGCAGAACUUCAUGGCUGAGAGCCUGCCCCAAAUCUGCAGUGCAGGAGAUGGACACGCAUUCACCUCUGCUCUGCGGCAGCUCUACAUGGCAGUGACGCUGCAGGAGGCCAAACAGGCUCGGAAACGGCAUCACCCAGAGGACACUGAAGACCUGGCGCCUACUGCAGAAACCUCAGGGCACCCCGACCCGGCGCCCCAGUCGCCAGUGGACGAAACAGCAUCUUUGAGCAAGGAAGCCACGCCGACCUCCUCCCCUGUGCAGAAGCCCCGACUACCUGUGGCCAAGGCCAAGCCAAAGAAGGCAAAAGGGCUCUUCAGCUGAAAGGUUGCUGCUGCUGUCCUGAGGGUCUCUGUCCCACAGCACCUAAGAAAGGCUGUGUGGAUCACCACAUGUCCUAUGCCUCAUCUGCAUCUCCCUGUGGAUUCUUCUGGGGUCAUUCCCCACUGCCGAGGAGACGGAAUUUCUUGUCCACCUGUUUAUAUCUCAGGGAAUUCUUUGUGCUUCUGCCCAGAUGCAGAUCCCAGGCUGCCUAUGCGGAGCUCGUGCUGGACCUGGGGGUAGUGGGAGGGAUGCUGCCGUGUGUGUGCCCAGACAGAAACUGCAGGGCUCUGGUGGGGUGUUCCUUUGGCUGGAAGACAAAGUCCUGCCCUUUGCAAUAAAGGUCUGCAUCUGGGUGA
Molecule: messenger RNA, 1331 nt
Organism: Lagopus leucura (white-tailed ptarmigan)
Lineage: Eukaryota; Metazoa; Chordata; Aves; Galliformes; Phasianidae
Gene: NHEJ1
Product: non-homologous end joining factor 1
Exons: 8
Coding region: 79-975 (298 amino acids)
Biological process (GO): double-strand break repair via nonhomologous end joining
Cellular component (GO): nucleus; DNA ligase IV complex
Molecular function (GO): DNA end binding
Source: RefSeq, a predicted model, not a curated record